Molecule: messenger RNA, 264 nt
Organism: Sphenostylis stenocarpa
Lineage: Eukaryota; Viridiplantae; Streptophyta; Magnoliopsida; Fabales; Fabaceae
Source: the annotation of a GenBank genome assembly
AUGGCAUAUGAUCGCUCCAAAAAUUUCAUUGCAAAUGAGAGUUUGGAAAUGGUUCAGCACUUGAAUCGCGAUGAUAGCAUAUCACAAGUUCUGAGAUGGCUCCAUUCAACAGCUGCUUGCAAACAGCAUGCAAGGAGAACAAUGGUUAGAGAACAACAGCACCAUGGAUGCUUGAAUUCAUUAAACUCCAGGACUAGCAAUCUACACUGCACAUGCACCAUAUCAUAUGACUAUGGGCAGCUCACGUCAGUGUAUCGGCACUAA